Molecule: messenger RNA, 474 nt
Organism: Triticum turgidum subsp. durum (durum wheat)
Lineage: Eukaryota; Viridiplantae; Streptophyta; Magnoliopsida; Poales; Poaceae
Source: the annotation of a GenBank genome assembly
AUGGAAUCGGUGAGCUCCGGCGACGGCUAUCCCCAGCUACGGACGACCGUCGGCCAGCGCCGGCUCCGUCGGCACGGCGCCGAUCCUCGCCCGCGACCCUCGACGCGACCUCUUGUUUUGGGAAAUCUGCAGGCCAUCCACCCGAGCCCAUCCAUGGAGGGAGAGGCCGUUGACGCCGAGCUGCGGCUCGGCCCUCCGCGCAGCGGCGGCGCGUCGGCGGAGAGCAAGUACGUCAAGGUGAGCGUGGAAGGAGCCCGGUACCAGCGGAAGGUGGACCUGAUGGCUUACGGAGGGCACGCGGAGCUCAGGGCGGCGCUCCUGGGCUUGGCUGGCCAGAUGCUGGACUUGGUCGUCGCCUACAAGGACGAGGACGGCGACAUCUUGCUCGCCGGCGACCUCCCCUGGGACAUGUUCGUCCCCGACUGCAGGAGCAUCAGGAUUAUGAGACGGUCGACGACGGUGACAAGCAGCUAG